Molecule: messenger RNA, 2418 nt
Organism: Oreochromis aureus
Lineage: Eukaryota; Metazoa; Chordata; Actinopteri; Cichliformes; Cichlidae
Gene: parvg
Product: parvin, gamma
Exons: 14
Coding region: 324-1286 (320 amino acids)
Biological process (GO): establishment or maintenance of cell polarity; actin cytoskeleton organization; cell projection assembly
Cellular component (GO): actin cytoskeleton; focal adhesion; cytoplasm
Molecular function (GO): actin binding
Source: RefSeq, a predicted model, not a curated record
UCUGCCACAUCCUCUCAUGCGCUUAUCUUCCUUUUCAACCCUGUGACAUGUUAUUUUCUUUCAAGCCAACAGUUUGAAAUUGAGUACAGCCAGACCUUUUGCAUUGAUAGAAAUAACAAGAGUCUCUAUUCAGAUUGAGUGCAGCCCUCCACUUCUGAUAUAUCGCUGUUUUGACAGUUUGUGGAGUUGACAUCAGCUAAGGAACUCAAUUCAGCAGAAGUCACACAAUUCUGCCGAGUCGCUCCCAGAGUGCUGAAGAUCCAGGAAACAACCGUUUGACAAGCUCCAGGUCAGCAGAGGUGAAGAUAUCACUUUGCAGAGGAAUGAUGGAGGAGAACGUCUUUAAUUAUCAGAAAGAAGAAGAGCCUGUGGAACUUGAGUCUUUUCAGGGGGAGAAGAGGAAACUCAUACAACCAACAUCUUUAAAAGAUCCCAAACUUGAAAAGCUGAAGGAGGCACUGGUUGAUUGGAUCAAUAAGACUUUGAAACCCGAGCACAUCGUAGUUCAGACUCUGGAGGAGGAUAUGUAUGAUGGACUGGUACUUCAUCACCUGCUGUCCAGGCUGGCCGACGUGCAUUUGAAUGUGGAAGAGAUGGCGCUGACCAGCACAGCUCAGAUCCGCAAGCUGGAAAUAAUCAUGGAGGAGCUGGACAAGAGACUGGGCACGCAGGACAGCAGUCAGAUCAAAUGGAACGUGAAACUCAUCCACAACAAAGACCUUCUGGCCACCCUUCAUCUGCUUGUUGCCAUGGUGAGAUGUUUCCAGCCUGAAUUGGAUUUGCCGCCUGAUGUGAAGAUUGAAGUUGUAGUCGUAGAAGUCAGCAAAAGUGGAAUCAAAUCAGAUGUGCAAGUGGAAAUCUUAACAGAGGGAAGCAGCGACACAGACUCCCUCAGCAAUACUGAAAGGGAAGAUCCCAUCGAGCAACUGCUGAAGCUUGAGGCUCACAAGGUCAACACAGUGAAAAAGGCCCUGGUACACUUUGUCAACCAGCAUAUAUCAUCUCUGGGUCUGCAGGUGAUAGAUAUGGACAAACAGUUUGCUGAUGGUGUGAUUCUGCUGCUGCUGAUCGGACAGUUGGAGGGUUUUUUCAUCCCGCUCUUUGACUUCAACCUGACCCCUGUCAGUGACUCUGAGAUGCUUCAUAAUGUCACCUUGGCCUUGGACCUCUUGAAGGAUACAGGCUUUCAGCUCUCCAAUGUUGACCCACAAGAUAUUGUCUCUCUGGACACCACUGCAACCUUUAAAGUCCUCUACGCUCUUUUCAACAAGCACAAAGGGAAAUGAGAGAGGACAUCGUGUAAAGACGAGCGGCGCAGCGGGAAAUACAGAAACGGCCAAGUAGUGCGUUCAGCCAAUUACUAAAAGGUGAUUCUGCAGUUUUGAGAAGUUUGGCCGACGCUGUUUCCAGGCUGAAUUAAAGGAUUAAAGUUAUGUUCUAUAAAGUGAAGUGAAAUGCUGGUUGGAGGAUCUUUAGUUUGUGUAUUAUGAUGUAGACUAUGUGGCUUAAAAUAUGUGGAUCGCGACAGCCGAAAGAGGGUGUGAAUAAAAAUCAUUCAGAAUUAUGCUUGAAUGACUCAAAGUCAAGAGCUCCACAAUCAUCAUAGAUAAUUUUACUUAUUGCAAGUUAAAUAACUUGUUGAAGCAGGAUUACAGCCUUACAAAUGUAUUUUUAAUGUCACUGUGUCUUUAAGAAAAACAUCCUGUAUGUGAACAUUUUUAUCUCAAUAAAGCUUAAAGAGCAGUACCAAAAAGGGGAGGAUUAGAGCUUCAGAUGGGAGUACUAAUCCAGCAAAUUGCUUUAGCGUUUUUGUAUCAGAAGACAGAAAAUGAGAAAUAUUAAGAUGUUGAUGUUUAUGUAUAUUAAGCUGAUGCAAGUCAUUUGAUGCAAACAAAAUGUCAGUGUACUAUCUUUUUAAAAUAAGAUCCAAAACUGUAAUGGCACCAAUAAAAGUCGAACAAGCCAUCGACAGUCAAACAGGCUUUUAAUAAACCUCAGGUUCUCUUUUCCUGUACCAACGUGUAAAAAAUACAUAUAAAAGUGUGCCAACUCAAAAUGUCUUGACUAGACUAUUGAUUUCUUUACGACUUGUUUCAUCAUCUGUGUGUGUUUUUGGUUGUUUUUAACUCUCAUAUUUUAGAAAAUAUAAGCUACAAAGAUAUUGUUGGUUACAAUGUAUUUAUAGCUUAUGGCCUUCACUGUUAUAUAUUGCAUACUGUAGCUGAAGCUGUAAGACCCAGUUUAUGAUAAUGUAUAAUAAUUACCAUUUCAACAAAGGAAGCUAAACAUCAAAAACCGCACACUUCUGUGUUUGCAUAUGAGCACAGCACAUUUAAAUAUAGCACCGUUAAAGCUGUCACCUGUUUACAUCAUACUGUGACAGCACAAGGAUCAAUAAAUAUUAAUUGACAGCAUAAA